Molecule: messenger RNA, 1614 nt
Organism: Ceratitis capitata (Mediterranean fruit fly)
Lineage: Eukaryota; Metazoa; Arthropoda; Insecta; Diptera; Tephritidae
Product: chitinase-like protein Idgf3
Exons: 3
Coding region: 61-1386 (441 amino acids)
Biological process (GO): carbohydrate metabolic process; chitin catabolic process
Cellular component (GO): extracellular region
Molecular function (GO): chitin binding
Source: RefSeq, a predicted model, not a curated record
AACUCAGUCGGCGAAAUUAUUUUCACUUUAAAUCUCAAGCUGAUUAGACGUGUGCUCGCAAUGAGAGUUUUUCUUUUAACACUCGCCUUGCUGGCUUGUACCGUGGCAUGGAGCACGGCUUCGGGGUUGGAACGCAAUUUAGUGUGCUUUUACGAUUCAAAUGGCGUCACUCGUGCAGGUCCAGCACAGUUUAGCACCGCUGACUUGGAAAUAGCUUUGCAAUUUUGCACACACGUCAUUUACGGCUAUGUUGGAAUCAAUUCCGACACUUUCCAGUUAAUGAGCCUGAACGAAAAUUUGGAUAUACAACGACGUCACUUCGCCACCAUCACUGCACUCAAAGAGAAAUUCCCAUAUACUAAAUUCCUGCUCAGUGUAGGCGGUGAUCGCGAUGCAGGUGGUCAUGAGAAGUAUAUUAGUCUCUUGGAAGCAGGUCGGCAGAAACAGACAGCUUUUAUAGAGUCAGCACGAGACUUUCUGCGCAGCUAUAACUUCGACGGUCUCGACUUGGCUUUCCAGCUGCCACGCAACAAACCAAGGAAGGUACACUCCGAUGUCGGUGCGGCGUGGAAGAGUUUCAAAAAGUUCUUCACUGGUGAUUUCAUCGUUGAUGAGAAGGCGGAUGAGCACAAGGAGGAGUUCACUGAUUUAGUUAGAGAUCUGAAGAAUACGCUGCGUGUGGAUAAUUAUUUGUUAUCGCUCACUGUCUUGCCGAACGUCAACUCGAGUUGGUACUUCAAUGCACCGGCUAUCGCCGAUAGCUUGGAUCUCAUAAAUCUGGCCACCUUUGAUUUCCUUACACCCGAACGUAAUCCCGAAGAGGCUGACUUUAGUGCACCACUUUACGAACUGCACGAUCAAAAUCGUCUGCCACACUAUAAUAUCAAUUACCAAGUGGAGAACUGGUUGUUGCAACGUGUGCCCGCCAGCAAACUGCACGUGGGUGUUGCCGCUUAUGGACGUGCUUGGAAAAUGACUAAAGAUUCUGGUACAACAGGCUUACCAAUCGUACGCGAUACAGAUGGCGCUGCACCUGCUGGUCCACUAACCAAAACACCAGGUCUGCUUAACUGGUUGGAGGUGUGUCAACGUCUACCGAACCCUUCGAAUGUCAAUGCAAAGGGUGCUGAUGCUCCACUGCGUCGCAUUAGUGAUCCCACUAAACGUUACGGCACUUACGCUUUCCACACCGCUGACGAGGAUGGUUCCAAUGGUGUGUGGGUGAGCUACGAAGAUCCCGAUACGGCUGCCAGUAAGGCUGGUUAUGUGAAGGCAAAGAAUUUGGGUGGUGUUGCCUUGUUCGAUCUCACUUUGGACGACUUCCGUGGUCAGUGCACCGGUGAUAAGUUCCCCAUGCUGAGAGCUAUCAAAUACAGGUUACUUUAAAUGUUUGAAGGAAAGUAGAGAUACUAGGAGCUUGCUGAGCUCUAUAUGUAUAUGAUAAAUGUAUUUUUAGUUUAGAAGAGUCAUACCCAAAGCUUUCGAGAUUGUUGAAUUAAAUUGUAAAACUGGUUGUGCUAAAUAAUAUUUGUUGAUAUGUGUUACCGCUUUCGGGUUUCAUUAAGUAAGUUUAAAGUUAUUUUGAGAGUUAAUAAAUUUUAUGUUAUUUCAUUA